Molecule: messenger RNA, 1932 nt
Organism: Vespula vulgaris
Lineage: Eukaryota; Metazoa; Arthropoda; Insecta; Hymenoptera; Vespidae
Product: odorant receptor 67c-like
Exons: 5
Coding region: 524-1714 (396 amino acids)
Biological process (GO): detection of chemical stimulus involved in sensory perception of smell; sensory perception of smell
Cellular component (GO): plasma membrane
Molecular function (GO): olfactory receptor activity; odorant binding
Source: RefSeq, a predicted model, not a curated record
CGUGGCUCUGAAAAUAAAAAAAGAAAAAAAGGUGACAGGUUUAGCGAUACGUUCUUCCACCAACUAUCGAUUUCUGCAUAAUAAUCUCAAAGGGAAAUUGCACCUUUCAACUUUCAUUAAUAUAUUAUACGAUGAUUAUAGUCGGACAAAGUUAAGCCGAUUAAAAAGGACGAACAACCUUUCUUUUUCUUCUUCUUCUUCUUUUUUUUUUUUUAGAUGUCAGAAAUUAUCACUUAUUUUUUUUGCGUUUCGAACAAAAGGGGAUAUUUUCGAUCGAUUAAUAAUUAGACGUUUGACGAGAAACACGAGGGUAAUUAUUAAUAAUUGGAAACGUAUGCAUAUUUCAAUAGCGAGACAAAGUAUAUAUAUAUAUAUGUAUGUGUAUGUAUAUGUGGGUGUGUAAAUAAUAAAUUAGAAAGGAUAUUGGGGUUGUACUUGAAGGGAAAGACAGUCGCUAUAGAACCUCUACGAAGUGCGGAUCGGUCUACGUAAAUAAUUCUAUAAAUUUCAAUCGUUCUUAUCGAUGUCUAUCAAUUUUCAAAAUACCAAUCGGUUGAACGCCUUAGCCAAUUUGCUUUCGGGCAAUGUUUUACCCGUAACUUCAGAUGGAUCUGAAUUAUCCUUGCUAUCCAAGUUAUACGCCAUUUCGACUUGGAUAAUAGUAUUAAUAUAUACAAGUGGUUGUGUCAUUGCAAUAUUUCGUGUGUCCAAGGAAUAUGCCUUGAGAGAGUGUACAGUGAAUUUAAUAAUCGUCGUUGAGGUUUUUUUCAAUAUCUUUCAUAUGUACCACCAAAGGGAUCUUUUGAAACGAUUGAUCGACAAUUACAAUCUUCUAUUUUCUAUGGGUAACGAUUUAUUAAAAACCACAGUUGUAACUUAUAUUGGACCCGUAGAAAAAAUGUUGAAAUUUUAUGCGAUCACUGAAGUCUGUACGGUUGUAUUUUGGGUCUCAACGUCACUGGUGACGGUGUUUCAAAAAGAAGAAUUCGUACACGAGGAUUACGCUUUGCCGAUUAGUUUCUCCGAGGAACCAAUCUCUCGUAACGUUUAUAUCGUAAAUGUCGUCGUUGAGAUAUUCGGAUCUGGUUAUUUGAUUUUCAAAAAGGUCAGUGCUGAUAUAUAUACUUUGCAUUUGAUACUAUUGUUAACGUCGCAAUACAAGUAUAUGAAAAUGAAAUUCGGGAUGAUAUUUCGAAGAAAAGAUAAUUCCUCAAAAUCGAGAUAUCAAAGUGAUCGUGUCAUCGAGAAAGAACUCGAUUCUUUGUUUCGUCAUCAUUCCGUCGUUGUUCGGAGCACGAUCAUGCUGAAGGAAAUACUUUCGUUCAACGUCUGUGUCGUUCAUUUGGAUAGCGUCUUUCGAUUUUGCUUUUUAAGCUUCAUGCUUGCCAUGGUAUCGUUUGUGAACAUGACAGUGGAUAUCGAAGGAUGUAUAUUAAUAUCGUAUACCGUUGCCGCUAUUUUACAAUUGUAUAUAAUUUGUUUCUACGUACAGGAACUUUUCGAAAUGGGUUCGAUAUUGGCGGAUGACGCUUUUCACGAGGAAUGGUAUUCCUGCGAAUUAUUGGUGAGAAAAAAUUUCAGAAUAAUGAUACAUGCGAAUAAGUUGAAGUGUCAGCUAGCUCCAUGUCAAAGCGUCGACUUGUCCUUACCAUCCUUUAUGCAGAUUAUCAAUCAAGCCUACUCCGCGUGUCUGCUCUUUUUGAAGAUGAAAUAAAACCGGUUUGAAGGUGGAAGGAAGGUGGGUCCCACCCCCACCCCCCACCCCGCGCAAAAAAUAUCUCUCUCUUUACGAGAAUUUCAUUUUGAUGAGGUGCACGCGCUACUUCACCGAAACCGAUUGUAAAUGGGAUCAAUAAGAAAUUGAUUGUAUCGACGAUUCUAUCUUUUCCCUCAUAGUACGAAUUUGUUUAAAUCUUACCAAUCGAUUUCUGU